This is a messenger RNA of Caenorhabditis auriculariae, 11235 nucleotides long. The record is from the annotation of a GenBank genome assembly. Lineage: Eukaryota; Metazoa; Nematoda; Chromadorea; Rhabditida; Rhabditidae.
AUGAUGUAUAUCGCUUUACUUCUUCUUUUCUUCGUAAAAGCUGCGUCUGCACAAGAGAGCAACGGUUGUCCGGCCGAGCUUAAACCUCUCAAGCUUUGUGAGUUUAUUCUAUAAUUAAUUGGUUAUGAGUAGGAAAUGGGAAUAGAAUACUUUAUUCAGCUGCCGUCGCCGUUUGGGUCCGAAGUUUCUCGAAUGACACGUCCCAGUACAGGAUAUCAGACGAGGACUUGUCGGUUCGGGGAUACGAAAGGUGAGUUGGAGAGGAAAAUAGAGAGUUCUACUAAAGAGGUAGCAGCUGACGAAAUGUCCGUAAUAUCUUUGGCAUGGCUACUCUAACAAAAGUUACGGUGUACCCCGCGUCGAACUUGCGGUGCACCCCGUUUAGCUUCAAAUGCCUAUUAAGGUACUUUUUCUGUAAACGAUUUCGAGGUGGUUUUUCUUCCCAAUGUCAUCAUUUUCUACAGUUUCAUCCUAGGCUGUUACGGUAGCUCAAAAAAACAUUUUCUCCAGGGGUGCACGCCAUCCAGGUCCAACGCGGGGUGCACCGAAAAGUUCACUUUUGCGGGCUACACCCUCAUUUUUGUUAGAGUGAUCUUUAUAAAAAAAAAUGGUUUUCUCAAGACUUUUGAUCAUUUCUGAGGUUGUUGGACGCAGUAGUUUUCUCCUGAAAUAUGUCAAAAAGGAAUCUUGUUGAGAAAAAGAAAAAACUUGACCCUUGCUAAGGUCCAAUUUGUUUAAUUAGAGUACUAUCACUUCCUACUCGUUUUCGAAUUGGCUCAAGUUUCUGUGGCUUCUAGGAUGGCGCCGGACAAGGUGGACGGCGUGGCGAUGUUGGCGAGGCAUCCGCAAGACUGCGUCCUCCCUCGGUGCUCCAUAAGACUUACUGCAUUCCAGCAGACUAAUGGUGAGGCCUUUCAAGAGCUGAAAUUAGCCUAUCAACGGUUUCAUAAUGACAGAAAGUAGGGAGGAAUUUUUUUCAUAUUUACCUUUAAAACUUACUCCAAUCGAAGCAAAAUUUUGGUUUUAUCCAACGCUUCGGUCUGCAAAAAUGAAAUGAACAAUUUGAAAGGCGCUUUGUUGCACAUGGAUAAUUCGUUGGUGGCCAACCGCGCCGACUACGAAAACGUGGAAGACGAUUUCUACUGUGCAAAAAGCCGUGGCGACUGCGGCGCCGACGUCCCCGUCUUCCGUCUCGUCAAACACUCGCUCCAAGGACCACGUUUGUCGACAGUUCAGAAUGACCCAUUCAAAAGCUUUCAGAGUACGCUUACACGUUGAACGGCGAGACGAUGAGUGGCUACGAGAAAGAAUUCGCUCCGAUCUGCUUUGCCUGGACAAGCGCCCCUUCUCUUCUACUUUUCAAUUCGUCGUCAGAGUCUGUUUGCUACGCUCUGAAAAGUAAAACCAACGGAAAAGUAGGUCUUUGUGGUUGAAAUUUCGGAAGAUGAACGUUGCAGAUAACUUAUUCGACGGAUUACGCGACCAGCAUCUUCUCCAUCGGAACUACGGCUUCCCUGCAAUGCGACGAAGAUUUCGUCGGCACUGGACAAAGCAGUCUUCUGUGCACUCAGUCCGGCUGGCACCCUAGCGUAGGCCUGGGCUCGUGCAUGCCAAGAAAAGGUUUUUAUAAAUCUGUUUCAAGUGAGGAAAGCGCGUUUCCAGCAGCUGCGUCUCCUUCUUUCCUUUCUUCUGGAAGCGUGGACUCGCCACGGGAUGAAUCAGGCUGUUUGGCGCCAAGUACAGUACCCAACGGAGUCGUCGUUUACUCACAAAUUCCGGUCAACGGUAAGCCGUUUCGCGCAACUGAUGUCAUGUCGGCUUCAGGGACGGUGGCGGAAUCGAGCAGAGCGAUCGUCUCCUGCAACUUGGGCUUCUUGGCGACCUCGCAGGCGGCUUCUUCUUGCGACUACGGCUCAUGGACUCCGUCCUUCCCGAAAUGUUUCCCUCUUCUUGGGUACAGCUGCGCCAUUCUGGGCGACCCUCAACACGGCGAAGUUUUGAUGGAAAAGAAGGAAUUCGUGAGAUUUGUUCAAUUACAGCUGAUUUUUGACGAGAGAAUAGCGUCUCCUUACAAAAAAGGGUCGAUAGUGCGUCUGAAGUGUGCGCGAGGCUUUUCUCCCUCGGGUAACACAUCGGCCAGCUGUCUGUCCAGCGGCUGGAGCAACUCUCUCGGAGAGUGUCUACCGGUAAUUCAUUCCAGUUUUUUUUGCAAAGAUUCUGGAUUGAUUUUCCAAUCAGAUUUUCAUGAAACGAAUGUCGGAUUUUUGUCGUUGGCUUCGAAAAUAUUAACUUUUUUCGAAAUUGUAUAAUUCAGCGGAAAAAAUGAUUCAAACGCUUUUAUCUCUCAUUUAAACGAUUUUUUCAUUUUAGAAGUCGAGACAGCGUAGGCAGGUAUGAAAUUUAACAGAUUUUUAGAUUUUUGCUUUGGGUAGCAAUUUGUUUCGCUCACUUACAUAACUAACAAUAUAGUCCGUCCGCCGCGGUUUGACAGUUUUCGCGAGUCUGCGUCUCUCUGUUCCCUCACGCGAGGUCAAAGAAACAUAAAAAUAGCACGUAAAUGUGAGAGGGACGUCGAGAGACAAAGAGGUGCAGAGAAGUCGCACCCUUUCAAGUCGCGAAUAACGGACUAACGCUAACGAUGCUAACUAUUGUCUUCGUGAGAUUUGAUUCGAAAACAGAAUAGUGAGUUUAGAUUUCUUCGGGACCUGGAUGCACGCAGCUGGAAGUGACCCACGGCUCGGUGACCUAUGCGCAGGCCAACCCGACCAGUCCGUACGCUUCUGGCACGACGGCCUUCAUCCUUUGCGAGCCAGGAUUCCUCCCCCAAGGAUCGCCGUCGGCUCUUUGUCUCAACGGAGUCUGGUCUCCGGCCAUAGGUCGGCUUCCCUUUUCAUUACAGUCUUACCGAGUUCCCACACAAAACAACUUCUUUUCUCACUAGGACACGUUGAACUUUCGCUGAAACUUUGCUGAAGUGUACUUCAGGACCCCCUGAUUCCGGAACAAAAAGAAAUUUUCUCGCAAUAGAUCUCGUUAGUUAGGACACUUCAAAAACCCGAAAUAGCGCUUUUUUGGCCUAAUUUGCGUAUUUUGCACAUUUUGAAGCUCAAUAACGGAAAAAAAAUCUAUUGCAAGAAAAAAAGGGGUUUUCGAUGAAAAGUUUCAUCCGGAUCCUCAGGUCAGUGCACGACGGUUUCCCUGUCUGUUGGAGGUCUGAACACGGGAAACUCCGGAGCCACGUGUCCCGACUUGACGUCGCCAAUCAACGGCGCCGUCACCUACUCUCCUGCUUCUGCUCGUAUAAAUUAGGACGUUGAUCAAAAAAAAAGCUUGCUUCCUUUCAGAGUUCGGAAGUCACACUUCUGGCACUGUCGCGACUCUCAACUGCAACUCUGGAUCCGUAGUGAGUGGCGGCUCUUUGAGCAGCACCUGUUCGAACGGCGUAUGGUCUCCGCCUACCCUCGGAACAUGCUCACAAGGUGAUAUCCUAUCCGAAACCGGAAAUAGAGUUCAAUUCAGCCACCGGGCCAGUCGACAACACCAUAAUUGGUGGUCCUCUGGGAGAAACAUCAAACGGAAUGCAGUGUCCGAAUCCAGUUGUCCCCGAGGGUCAACUCACAUACACUCAGAGCUCUCCUUCAGAAGUUUUUCUGUCUACGGAGCCCUCAUCAUUCUGUGUUAUUCAGCCACAAAAGCCCUCUGGAACGAUAGUCACGUUCACUUGCGGCGACGGUUCCAUGGUCUCCGGCAGCUCGACUUCAACCUGCCAGAAUGGGGUCUGGUCUCCAACUCUCGGUACCUGCACUUCUCUCGGAAGUUCGACUAUGACCACUGGAGGUGAAUCAAGCUAUUGCGGUAAAGAGAACACUUCAGGUUUUCCAGCUUUUGGCUCUAGCGUCCAAUGUCUCGCCUUGAUGGCGCCGCCUGGAGGAAAUGUUACUUACACGCCACAAGUUGCCUCUGUCUUUGGUCCAUACAACUCAGGAACAGUUGCGAACCUUCAGUGUGCUCAAGGAACCGUUCAAGGUCAGUGUUUUAUGUAUUAAAUGUAUCUGAAGGAGACUAAGAACAUAAAGACAGUAUUUUCACGAAAAGUAAAUCCUCAGGAUCUUCUACUUCGACCUGUCAAAACGGGCAAUGGAUUCCGAUGAGCCUUGGAACGUGCUCGCAGGACAGCGGUCUUGGCAGCUCCACCAACUUGAACAAUGGUGAGUUCAGACUACAGUUCACUCCUUUUGCGUGAUUGAGGCUACCAUUUCGUUCUAGAUACAGUAAUCCAAAGCGACGUUUUAGGCGCCCAAUGUUUUGCAAUGUUACCUCCCAUCGAAGGAGAAAUCCUUUAUUCGACUGGACCAUCGCUAGGUCCUUUCCCCUCGGGAAGCUCGGCCACUCUCUCUUGCAGGAACGGCUUGGUCGUACAAGGUUGCAUCAAAAAAAUCAUCUCAAAAAUUAUCUUCGUGCGCAGGAUCCUCUACAUCAACGUGUCAAAACGGAGUUUGGCAGCCUCCACUAGUCGGGCCGUGUGCUCAAAGUUCUGGAACGUUGAAUGGAUCUGUCGGCUCAGGUACAUAGUUUGUAUCACAAAUCCGAAUCAUUUGCCGCAAAUUCGCAGAUCAAUGUAGUGCGCUUCCUGCGCCGUCAGGGGCUCAAGUUUCCUAUUCCAACGGCAACACUGGAAGCUUCGCGGCCGGCGUCAUUGCUACCGUUACCUGCACUCAGAACGGCGCGAUUUUAGGUUUGACUUGAUUUAAUGAAAGGAAGUUAGUGUUUAGACUUAUCAAAUCCAAAAAAGGAAACAAAGUUGAGUCCAGACUGAUCAAAUCGAAAUAGGAAACUAUACUUAAAGAAAAUAAAAGAGGAACAUAGCUCGAAAAGAAGCUCAUAGUGUCUUAUCGGCUGAAACUUACUGAUGAUGUUGAGAUCGAUUUUUCAAGUUUGCUUUCUGUGAGAUACCUUAAGCUCAAAGUUUGACAAACUGGAAUGACAGGUACGCCGGCGUGCAUGGGCGGUAUCUGGACGCCACAAAUCGGUGGCUCGUGCGAAGGAAACAACGACAUCGGCGGCCUGCCAACGACGGAUUCUCCUGAUAGAACUCGGCGGCAGACGGCCUCGUGUCUCAUUGGAAUGCUAGCGCCCCUUGGAGGAGAAGUGAGCUACAGCAACGGACAGCCGUUCGGCCCAUACCCUGCGGCGACGGUGGCCACGGCGAUCUGCACCAAUAGCCAGCCGCUCUCCGGAGUCGCCUCGGCCUCUUGUCUCAACGGCGCCUGGCAGCCACCUUCGUUCGGCACCUGCGGCGGCUCCCUGGGCACGAUUCCUGGUUUUCCUGGUACGUUUCACUAUUCCUUCUUCUGACUUAUUUUUGAAGGAAGCCGUGUCUAUCGGUCGUUCAUUUUUUACCGUAGGUUCGGCGACAAUAGUAUUCAAAAAAAAAACAGUGAAAACUCAAAAAAGAAGAACUGCAGGCGCGGGGGCCGGACAGUGCGCGGCUCUGUUACCUCCUCUCGGAGCCACCGUCGCUUACUCUCCAGCAGGCACCACUAUGUACAACAACGGAGCCACGGCGACUGUGACCUGCUCCACUGGAACUCCUCUUGGUUAGCCGCAUUCUCGUCAGCUUCCAUCUUUGUUUUCAAGGAGUCGCCACGUGUCAAAACGGACUUUGGACUCCACCCAUCACGGGCUCUUGCUCGGGUCAGCCCGGCCUUGGCUCCGGACUUCAAUGCUCUUCACCAGUCCCUGCCCUGGGAGCUACGAUAUCUUACAGGUGAUCAAAAGAAGUCAUUGAGGACAUAAUCCCCAGAAACUUUUCAACCAAGUUCUCUUACUUCCGAAUUUUAGAUUUCCCGGUCUCUGUAUUUCAAUCAAACUUUUGAACAUGCCAAAAAUGGGGCAAUUAGGCGAUAACUCUUCCAUACUAAGAUUUCUGAUGAUAGCUGUCAGGAAAAAAGUCUUUGAAAAAAGACAAACAAAUCAUUUUUUAGUGACGGUCAAGCACUCACACACAUCAGCGGCACGAAAGCUACCAUCUUCUGUGCAGGAUCCACAGUUUCUGGUGAGGCAGAAAGUCCACCAACCACUAUAUGCUUGCUUAGGUUCCACGACAUCCACGUGCCAGAACGGUCAAUGGAUACCUGCAUUGGGAACUUGCACAGGCCUUAACAACCCAGGCUCUACCGGGCAACAGUGCUUCGUCCCGCCAGUCACGCCUCUCGGCGCUUCCGUAACCUACAGCACGACUUCCUAUUUGGCUCCCUGGCCAGCCGGUGUGUACUCACCUGACGUAUAUCUCUUAUACCGAAUUCCAGGAACCUCGGCGACUCUGAUGUGCCCCGCAGGACAGGUCGUUGCGGGAACGACGACGACGACAUGCCAAGGAAGCCAAUGGGUUCCAGCUUUCGGACUCUGUCAACCGAUCGGCGGCGUGGGCCUCGGCUCCGGUUCGUUGCCAUCCAAUCUCUGAUUGCCAAUAUUCCUCUCACGCACGAUCCAAGCGAUGAUUCUUCACCCCUUUCCCUUGUCUUCUAUGUCUAGUCUACUCCUUGCGAUAAAAAAAAAAUCGUGUUUUUUUUUUCAACAAAAGCUCUCUAUGACGUGACAUAUUGUGCUCACCGAUCGCUGCAAACAAAAACAUAAAUUCGAAAGUAAGAUUAUCUUUUGGCACGAGGUUGAUCAUCCACCUUUGAACUUGAGGCGUAAAAUUUCAGAUUGUGUUUUCAUAAAAUAAGCUCGAAUAAAAAAUUACACCGUUUUAGUACGAUUCACACCCCUUUCCAAGCGAGUAGAGGACGUUGUUUGUCUAUAGUCUGUUCAGAUUUCAAAUGUCAAGUCCUUGCUGAAGCUCCGCCCUCUAAUGGCGCGAUAAACCAAUCAGUGAGCGAGCCAUCCACAGAGCGUUUUCAAAUGACGUCAUUCUCCUUGACACUCAAAAUCUGAACAGACUAUAUGAAACUAAAUAAAGCUUGUUUACGAUUUUCUUUUUGCCGAUUGAAAUCGAAUUAGGACUUUAUUUUCGAAGUGUGAAGAUAGGAAACUUUGGAAAACAAAAAAAUUCAUGAAAGGAAGGGUUUCUGUUUCCAGCCAGCGAUGAAUACAUGUUAGGGUUUUUAUAAAACUUUAAAGUUUUUUGAUGCCUGAAACCGGUCCCGGUCCCGCUCUGAUACCCCUUUUACACCUUGGGAGCUGGACAUGACAUUUUUCCGAAACCAGACAAUUUUGAUUAAACUUUACCAAACGAGCUAUGAGAUUUGAAAAAUGGAUAAGUUACAAAAAAGGUCCGUUCAGAUUUCGAAUGUCAAGCAGAAUGACGUCAUUCGAAAACACUCUGUGGAUGGCUCGCUUUCUGAUUGGUUUAUCGCGCCAUUAGGGGGCGGAGCUUGAGCGAGGACUUGACAUUUGAAAUCUGAACAGACUAUUCGGAAACGUCUUUCCAGCUCUUUUUCUCACUUUCGAAUCAUCCCUCACAGCUUGACAAUGCAUUUGCACGCGCUGAACAAGUCCCUUUUUGUUACGGUUAGCUGGACGAAACAUUGAAUCCCUACUAUUCAAAGGUCUUCCAUGUAAAUUGUUGACUUGUGUAUUUUCCGUUUACAAGCUUUACUGUCAUUAUUCAAUUUUAUCUUUUAUUCAUUUAAUAAAUAGUUUUGAAGUUAUAAAGUAUUAUUAUUAUUUUUUUAUUUUGAUUUUUGAAGCAAGUCUUAAGAAAUUUCAUAGCCUAGUUGAAAGCGGUUCAGCUUCUGAAAUAAAAAACUUUUCUAAACACUUCUUUCGCACCUGCUUGAAACUAUGUGGCCGCGCGUGAAAUGGCUCGAAACGUACUAAACUAUGUCAAAGUCUCACUCGGCAUUAAGAAGCUUGUCCGGAUAUAGUCAAUGUUUCCCGACUUGAAAGGCGAGAGGGGCGGGGCAAGGGGCGGGACGCGUAGCGUGUGCGUACGCGGCUCUUGACACGAGUUCAAUUCAACCGCCAGCGAGCCUUCAGAGAGCUUAUUUAUCGCUCUUUUCAUUCCUUUUUUAAUUUUUUGUUUAUUAUGUUCAUAUGUAAAUCAAAAAAGUAGUAGAAAAUACAGAAAAAGAGAGGUUGCCGAGCUUUUUAAACAGUCGGCGGCGAUGGAAUUUAACUGGCGCCAAGAAACGCGUACGCACACGCUACGCGUCCCGCCCCUUGCCCUGCCUCUCUCUCCUUUCAAGACGGGAAACAUUGACUAUAGUUUCGCAUGUCUUCGAGCGCGAAUGGUUUAGGCGUCCGGGCGCUUCGGAGUCGUAACGCGUCUAACCAUUUCACGUGCCUGACAGGGAUGAUUGAAUGAAAUUGCAUGGCGAGCCCCAACGUAGCAUGAAAUGCAUGGUGCUGUUUUAUUUGACGCUCAAGUACAGAGGGACGGCAAUGCUUCGAGAAUGUCAAGAAGUUCAGGUUGUUCGCCACUAGGUGCAAUAGCGUCUUCGGUGGUCAACGGACAGAUGACGUAUGCUCCCGCUUUGACGACCUCCGUCGCCUUGGGGACGGUGGCCAGCGUCAGCUGCUUCCCAGGCUACAGGCUCCAGGGCCCGCCGACGGCGACGUGCACCUCGAGUGGCUGGUCUCCGCUCACUCUCGGCACCUGUUUUCAGCAGCAAGGUGCUCUCUUCUUGCCUCAGAGCAACGUCUUUUUUCUCAGUUCUUUCAGCCGAGCUCCUUCUCAAUAUUCAAGAAUCCAACCUUUAACAAUUCUCAACGACUUUCGAUUAACCAAAGACAAAAAUUUUUGAGUUUUACUUCCGCUAAAAUCCUGACUAAAGCUGCGUCUUGAGCAUCAAACAUCUAUAGUCCGUUCAGAUUUUGAAUGUCAAGUAGAAUGACGUCAUUCGAAAACGCUCUGUGGAUGGCUCGCUUUCUGAUUGGUUUAUCGCGCCAUUAGGGGGCGGAGCUUGAGCGAGGACUUGACAUUUGAAAUCUGAACAGACUAUAGAGCUAAAAAAUGAGCUUUUACGAGGUCAAUCAUGAAAUUUUCCAGUAAACUCGAGCAAUUUUUUUUUGACCAAGUUGAUCGACCUCCCCAUCUCUUAAAAUUAUUUAUUUUUUUUAAAUGCUCAGAAAAUAAUUUUACAAACAAUGAAGAACAAAAAAAAAUGAAUCGAACCAUUAGUCAAGAAUGAAGUAGGCCGGUUGAAAGGGAGUUCACCGCUGUAGCUCACUAACGCUCUACUAACCUUAGGUCCGACUCCUAGCUGCGGAAGCUUACUUCCCGUGACCGAUGGGUCGAUCUCUUACAGUUCAGAAGCCGCCGGACCUACGUUUCCUAACGUUAGUGGCCACGAAAAGACUAACAUUGCCUAACACUUAGGGAGCUGUCGCUGUUUUGAGUUGCUCCACUGGCUUUUUGGUGUCCGGCACGUCUUCUGUCACUUGUUUGAAUCAAGUCUGGACUCCGGGGGCGCUUGGGCGAUGUGUGCGUUCUGGCACGCAGGGUUUCAGACAUUGACGAGGUAGAAAAGAUAGAUUUCUUGAGGUGUUCCCGGGUCGGCGUGUCUUUCUGGUCUUCCGGCCGUGCUCAACGGAGCAGUCGCAUACUCAAAUGUAUAGUUAUCGGUGUUCUCUCUCUCUCUACGAAAGCUUUAGGGUCAGCCGUUAGGUCCCUACCCAGCUGGGACAGUCGCGACGGCCACUUGUAAUCUGGGGACUACUCCACUUGGUGAGUUUCUUCCUGAUCAAACUAACCUCUAAAAACCUCUAACCUCAAAAAACAAUUAGUCAAUGUUUCCCGACUUGAAAGGCGAGGGAGGCGGGGCAGGGGGCGGGACGCGUAGCGUAUGCGUACGCGGUUGUUGGCACGAGUUCAAUUCAACCGCCAGCAACUAUUUGGAGAGCUCUUUUAUCACUUUUUUAUUUCUUUUUAAAUUAUUUAGUGAUUGUUUUUCAUGUGCGCAUAAAAAAUAGUAGAAUAUAUAAAGAAAGAGCGGUAACCGAGUUUUUGAAUUGUCGGUGCGCUUGAAUUGAACUCGUGACAAGAACCGCGUACGCACACGCUACGCGUUCCGCGUCCUGCCCCGCCUCCUUCGCCUUUCAAGUCGGGAAACAUUGACUAAAUAGCUGACUCACGGCUGGUUUGAGCCAUCGAAAAAGUAGUCCUGACACGAUAAGGCACGAGAUAGCGCCUGGCUCGUGGAGAGCGCAGACAGGACACGCCCCCCUUAGCGUCCCAAGCUGGCCGUGAAUCAGCUAUAAAAGAAACAAAAAUGUAACUUUCGCAGGUGAGAUGUCAACGAGCUGCAUAAACGGCCAAUGGCUGCCGACGACUCUCGGAACCUGCAGCAUUGUCGGUUCCACGCUCCCCGGCGGCGUUGAUCCUUUGGUGCCUGGAUCGGCGUUGCCUUGCGGAGCCGUCGCCACUCCUCUCUUCGGAACAGUUUGUCCUAGUCGCGAGAGUAAUCACGCUCACAUGAUUCAGAUAUCAUACUCGAACAUCGGCGUUACCUAUCCAUCCGGUUCCGUGGCGACACUUGUUUGCAGUCUGGGAAUGUUCCCUCAAGGCCAAACCACAGCUACCUGUGCAAAUGGAAUCUGGAGUCCAGGUGCGGAAUGCUUGAUUGAAACCAGCAGAAAAAAAAAGUUAAGCUCUCGGAACCUGCGGCGGUUCUCCCUUGCUGCGAGUAUCUGAUCCGAAAAAUCAAUCGAUCGAAGCCAAGCUAGAGAAAGCAAAGCAAGAGGCUGGAAGCACGGCAUUGGGAAUAGAGUACGACGUUCCAAGAGCUGACACGUGCCGAAGCCUCAUCGCACCUGCUUUUGGAGAAGUAAACUUUCAAAAAUCGAAAAACCAAACUUUGAUUUGCUGCAGAUAACCUUCUCGAGAAAAUCCGAGCACGGUGCUUUCGAGUUGGGUACGACGGCGGCGCUUCGAUGCUCUCUUGGCUACGAAGCCUCGGGCCCGACCUUUUCUACUUGCAAGAAAGGAUUUUUUCGACCACCUCUGGGAAAAUGCCUCGGCGGCAAAGAGCCCUUUUCAGGAAUAUGUGUCCCUCUAACGCCACCCCGCAAUGGAAGAGUGAUUGAAAAAGUUGAGGAUUUCUGAUCAACGACGAUUUGCAGAUAACGUACAUCCAGUCAGGAAGAUCACUCGACUUCGAGGACGGCACGACGGCCCUUCUUUAUUGCGAGGAAGGCUUUCUCGUCACCGGCACAGCCACACUUCAGUGCCACGCCGGCGGUUGGGAGCCAGCCGCUGGCUUCGGAACUUGCGAUGAGAUUUCUUCGAGUUGA